AUGCCCUCUCUCUUGUCUCUACUCUGUAUUUUGCUUAGCCUUUUCUCCUUCGACACAUCGGCAUUAGCUGCAUCACAAGCAAACAUGUCAGAGAUCGAUCGCCAAGCCCUACUCUGCUUCAAGUCUGGCAUCAGCUUCGAUCCCUUUGGCAUCCUACACUCAUGGAGCAAUGGUUCGCUCAACUUUUGUAGCUGGAAAGGGGUCACCUGCGGCAAAAAAAUUCCACCACGGGUGGUCUCUUUGGACCUCACAUCUGCUCGUCUCGGUGGGCGGUUAUCUGGAUGUGUUGGUAACUUGACUUUUCUAUCCUUGAUGAACCUUGCCGAUAAUUAUCUGCCGGGAACCAUCCCCGGAGAAUUGGGUAAGCUUCCAAACCUCCAUACACUGAAUCUUGCUGGCAGCAACCUGGAAGGUAACAUCCCUGAAUCACUAGGCACUAGCAAUUCACUUAGCUAUGUCAAUCUUGCAAACAACAGCCUUACCGGUGGCAUCCCUGUCUCACUGGCCAAUAGCGUCUCACUCAGUACACUUAUACUGUCACGUAAUAACCUCUCUGGAGAGAUCCCUUCUGUUUUGUUUGAUAAUUCAUCUAAGCUUACCGUGGUUGAUCUCCAGAAAAAUUCUUUCACUGGUCCCAUCCCACAUUUCCAUACGGUCACAACUCUCAAAUUUCUUUGCCUGACAGAGAACUUCCUCUCCAGAAGCAUACCUCCAUCAUUAGGAAAUGUUUCUUCCCUCAGUUCUAUAUUCCUUGGCCAAAAUAGGUUAUCUGGAUUAAUUCCAGAGACUUUGAGUCACAUUACAAAACUGCUUGAGCUUGAUCUAAGUUUCAACAGUUUAUCAGGGAGUGUCCCGUCGUCUAUUUACAACAUGACAUCACUAAGGUACUUUAGCGUAGGCAGCAACACACUUGUUGGACAGAUACCAUCUCACAUUGGUUACUCACUAUCAAACCUCCAGUUGCUUAUCCUGGGAAGCAACAGACUGAAGGGCCUGAUCCCUGCUUCACUAGCCAACAUGUUAAAUCUUUAA
Molecule: messenger RNA, 1032 nt
Organism: Triticum turgidum subsp. durum (durum wheat)
Lineage: Eukaryota; Viridiplantae; Streptophyta; Magnoliopsida; Poales; Poaceae
Source: the annotation of a GenBank genome assembly